Odontomachus brunneus is the source of this 937-nucleotide messenger RNA. RefSeq names its product Golgi SNAP receptor complex member 2 (gene Membrin). Gene Ontology annotation, molecular function: SNAP receptor activity; SNARE binding. The record is from RefSeq and is a predicted model, not a curated record. The coding region runs from base 100 to 738 and encodes 212 amino acids. Lineage: Eukaryota; Metazoa; Arthropoda; Insecta; Hymenoptera; Formicidae. Gene Ontology annotation, biological process: vesicle fusion; vesicle-mediated transport. Gene Ontology annotation, cellular component: ER to Golgi transport vesicle membrane; SNARE complex; late endosome membrane. The transcript is spliced from 2 exons.
CACGUCAUUGGUUAUGAUGUUAAAUGGUGACAUCUUAUUACAAGUUUUUGCCGCAUUGAGCGCCGAUUGACACAUACAAGUCUAAGUUUUGCAGAAAAUAUGGAAUCAUUGUACCAUCAAACUAAUAAAUUAGUACAGGAAACGCAGCAUCUUUUUUCGCAAUUGGAGCGAAAAUCAUCCAACGCGGAUUUACAAGAAGUAAAAGCGUCUAUAGAGAACAAAAUCAACCUUAUCAACAGUAAUUGUGAACGAUUGGAUGUGCUGUGCCUGAAGGGACCUGUGUCCCAGAGACAAAAUGCCAGAAUGCGAGUGGACCAGCUAAAAUAUGACAGCCGUCACCUCAGCGCUGCUUUAAAUUCAUGGUACAAUCGCGUGAUAAGACAACAAAGAGAGGAGGCUGAAAGAGAGGCUUUACUAACAAGACAAUUCACCUCCAACGAUCAUGUUGAUAUUCUAAUAGAUCAUACUGUACAACACAAUAACAAUUUACACAAUGCAGUUCAUGGCAUAGAUGAUUUGUUGCAUCAGGGAGGCAGUGUUCUAGAUAAUCUAAGAUCUCAGAGAAUAACAUUGAAAGGAGCACACAAACGCUUAAUAGAUAUCGGCAACACCUUAGGUCUCUCUAAUACCACUAUGAGGCUAAUAGAGCAAAGAGCUCGGCAGGAUGGUUUUAUUUUAAUUGCUGGUAUGACAGUUACAUGUCUAAUCAUUAUUUUGGUAAUACUCUAUCUUAGAUGAGCACAUUCCAAAAAGUUAUAGGAUAUAAUCUUGAUAAUUAUGCACUAUAAUUAUUAAUUAUAAUUGUAUUGUUUACAUGUAUACUUGCAUUGAUAUUUUUCAUUUAUAUAAUUUACAGUUAUUUUCAUUGUUUACAAAGAUACCACAAAUUUUGUGAUCUAUUGAUAUAAAAGUUCAUAUAUGUAAAUAUAUACCAGAA